AAAAAAUAAUCGAAACUAUUUUCUCGUGAAAAGCUCGAAGCAUCGCGGAGCACAGAGAGAGCGCGUCAUCGUCUUCUUCGAUGAAAUCCUGAGCUCCAUCGUCUCUGCGAGAAUCGCUCCGAUGGAGUCCUCCUGCAAUUUCGCGAGCUCCUCUUCCCUGCUGCUCCCUCCGAAGCCGAUCUCGAAGCUAUCGCAACACAAGUCCCCCUUCGAGCUCAAUUUCUCCAAAUGGAAGCCGAAGGGGGGCCGGUGCCGGCAUCGCUCGGUGGUUCGAAGCGCCUGCGGCGGCGGCGGCGGCGGCGGCUACGGCGGCGGCUCCGAAGAUAGCGCCUCCGUUAAUGGCUUCGCGGUUGCGCCUAACAGGCUCUUCAUGCAGGAGGCAAUCGGAGCGGAGUAUGGGGAGGGUUUUGAGACGUUUAGAACGGAUGGCCCUCUGAAGAUGGAUGUGGAUUUUCUAAAUGACAGACUACAAGAAGGGUUUCUUCAACGUAUACGAUAUGCGAUGAAACCAGAUGAAGCUUACGGGCUUAUUUUCUCCUGGGACAAUGUGGUGGUAGAUACCCAGUCUCUGAAGUUGAAAGCAUGGAAGCAGCUGGCCAUCGAAGAGGGCAAGGAAUUACCUGAGGACAUCCGAUUACAAAAGCUCAUGCUUCAUGCAGGUGCUGAUCACGUUCUACAUAAGGUUUUGCUGUGGGAUGAAGAAAGUGAGGAAGAUAGAUUAAAGUCGAGGCUUGCCCAGUUAUAUUAUGAUAAUCUUCUUGAACUAAGAGAACCUAUGGAGGGACUUAAAGAAUGGAUGGAUGCAGUCCAUACGGCUCGCGUCCCUUGUGCUAUUGUUUCUAGUCUGGAUCGGAAAACUAUGAUUGAGGCACUCGACCGCAUGAAGCUAGCCAAGUAUUUUCAGGCAGUAGUUACAGAAGAAGAUGGCAUGGAGUCGAUAGCUCAUAGAUUUCUUUCAGCUGCUUUGAAGCUGGACCGCAAACCAUCAAAGUGUAUAGUAUUCGAAGGUGACCCCAGAGGCGUAACUGCUGCUCACAACUGUACGAUGAUGGCCAUUGCCUUAAUAGGUGCUCACCCAGCGUAUGAUUUGGAGCAGGCAGAUCUUGCUGUCGCCAGCUUCAAUGAGCUUUCAGUGAUUAACCUCCGCAGAUUAUUCGCCAACAAGGGAUCCACUUUCAUGGACUUACAAAAGCAGUUUGCAGAGAGAGAACAUCCCAAAAGGAAACUCACUGUGGAGGAUCCAAUUUUUUGAUUCGUUUGUCUAGAUAUCAUUCUGUAAUUAAGCAAACCAUCCUCUAUGUACCCAUUUCUACGUUAAAUUUUCUUUAUAUUUUCUUUGUCA
Molecule: messenger RNA, 1342 nt
Organism: Syzygium oleosum
Lineage: Eukaryota; Viridiplantae; Streptophyta; Magnoliopsida; Myrtales; Myrtaceae
Product: 5-amino-6-(5-phospho-D-ribitylamino)uracil phosphatase, chloroplastic
Exons: 11
Coding region: 122-1252 (376 amino acids)
Source: RefSeq, a predicted model, not a curated record